UUCCUAAGUAAGCGUGGAUGGGAUUUACAGCGCACUCUCUGCAUGUUUCUCCAGAUGUUUAACCCCACUGAGUGCCCUGGAAGUUACACCCAAACAAGUGUGGAUAGUAGGGUUGUAGCCGUAGCUGGCUGACUAAGGUGGGUUCCUGAAGCAAACGGCAAGUGGCGGCUACGCUCGAUUAAUUAACUCAACAGCAAGAAGAGAGUGUCUGGCAGCUUGUGCGUAUGUGGUGUGGUCGUGAAAGCGCUGAAGAAAAAAAAGUGAGCUGAACACGAAAGCGGGAGGAACUCAUCUCGUUUCAUUCGUUCUCCUGCGGCGGCACAAGAGCUGAGCCACGCCAGGCCUUCGGGACACCGAUGAGGCUUUUGCGACUGUGAGGCAACGGCCAGGAGACGACUCAGAAGGAGGAGGUGCUUUCAGCGGCCGUCAUUUCCGCCGUGUUGAAAGAGUUCCUAGCUAAAGCCAAAGAAGAUUUUUUAAGAAAAUGGGAAAGCCCCCCUCAGAAUACCGCUGGUUUAGAUGACUUUGAGAGGCUAAAAACACUUGGAACGGGAUCAUUUGGCAGAGUCAUGCUGGUGAAACACAAAUCCACUGAACAGUAUUAUGCCAUGAAGAUACUGGAUAAACAAAAAGUGGUUAAACUGAAGCAAAUAGAACACACACUGAAUGAAAAGAGAAUAUUACAAGCAGUGAACUUCCCUUUCCUUGUCAGACUGGAGUAUUCUUUUAAGGAUAAUUCUAAUUUAUACAUGGUUAUGGAAUAUGUUCCUGGGGGUGAAAUGUUCUCACAUCUAAGAAGAAUUGGAAGGUUCAGUGAACCUCAUGCACGAUUUUAUGCAGCUCAGAUAGUGCUAACAUUUGAGUACCUCCAUUCACUAGACCUCAUCUACAGAGAUCUAAAACCUGAAAAUCUUUUAAUUGAUCAACAAGGAUACAUCCAGGUCACAGAUUUUGGGUUUGCAAAAAGAGUAAAAGGCAGAACCUGGACGUUAUGUGGGACUCCAGAAUACCUGGCACCUGAAAUAAUUCUCAGCAAGGGCUACAACAAAGCGGUGGAUUGGUGGGCCUUAGGAGUUUUAAUUUAUGAAAUGGCAGCUGGAUAUCCUCCAUUCUUUGCAGAUCAACCAAUCCAGAUUUAUGAAAAAAUUGUUUCUGGAAAGGUACGAUUCCCAUCACAUUUCAGUUCAGAUCUUAAGGAUCUACUAAGAAAUUUACUCCAGGUAGAUUUGACCAAACGAUAUGGAAAUCUCAAGAAUGGGGUAAAUGAUAUUAAAAAUCACAAAUGGUUUGCAACUACAGAUUGGAUUGCCAUUUAUCAGAGAAAGGUAGAAGCUCCAUUCAUACCAAAAUGUAGAGGCCCUGGAGAUACCAGCAACUUUGAUGACUAUGAGGAAGAAGAUAUCCGUGUGUCUCUAACAGAGAAAUGUGCAAAGGAAUUUGCUGAUUUUUAGUACUUACCGGAGGAUAAGAGGACAUCAGGGCUCACAUUGGGAUCUUUGCACUCUGUUAACUCAUGAGGGUGGAGCUGAGACCAUCAUAUGUCAAAACAAUUACCUAGUUACUUCAUUCCACAAAGCUGACUGAGGUCUUUAUUGCCAUCUUCCAUGUGUGCGGUUUGCACCAACCCUUAUAACUAGGCACAAUUAAGCAAGCACGGUUUGUGCUAUAACACAGAAUAUAGACCACUUUUUCCUAACUUCCUUUUGGUUUCUGUCAUUUUCUUUGUUUUCUGUGUAUUGUUCAUUUCCCCUCUGUUCUCUUCUUCCCCCACUUUCAAAAUUAAGUAGCCUUUUACUUUACCCAAGAAUGCUCCAUUUUAUUUUCAAUAAUGUAUUUGCGCAAAUGAAACUGAAGGUGUUCUGGCUAGUGUGAGUUAGACUGAAGUGAAGAUAAGUGUUGCUUCUAGUCUGUGCCAGCCAAUCCUUCUGUGUCUGUCUUUGUGUCUGAGACGACGGUUCAUAGGUUUGUAUUUUUUUUUAGUAGCUCAGACUGAAUCUAGCCAACAACAUUAGCAUUUUUGAAGAUAGUAUUUAUCGCCAUAUGAGUGUAUGCUAACUGACUUAAACACAUCUUCCUGGAAACUGACCAAAUUUAGCAUCAAAAUUGGACAGUUGAUGUAGGGUAUAGUAGCUAGACCCUGUGCCUUGGUUUUCUACAUGCUGGCAGUUCUUCUCCCUGCCUCGUAUUUCUUUUUCCUUUCCUGGGCAGUAGGUAAAUAUGCCAUAAGCAAACUGUGCCAUAAGAAGCACAGUCUCAAUAAGCAUCCAGCCUGGACUUUGGACCAUAUUUAACCAUGCUUAAGUAGCUAUUUAAAUGGUUUUUUUAACAGCUUAAAACCCAAAACACUUAAAAGAUUUGGUCAGUAUUGUCAGAGACUAGGACUGGUGGUGGUUUUUGGUUGUUGUUUUUUUGGUUUUUUUUGUAAUGUCAAUGUUGGGGCUCCUGAAGUAUUUCACAUUUCAACCCCUUUUUAUUGAAGGGGGAAAGCAUUUUUUUUAAUCUCUUUAGCUAUGAGAAUAAAUGGUUUAGCAAAUUGAAAAUUUAGUAUUAAAAUAUUGAUGCAUUGCUAGAUAAACCUGGUAUUUCUGUUAGCUGUGAAGAAUAAAAGAAGUAAAUGCCAAGUUUUUAUUCUGGUAUACUAUAUUAGUAAAUCAAGGAUGGACUGCUGCUCCAAUCAUGGUUCUUAUCAGCAGCACUUCAUUCGCAUGGAAAAAAGGCAAAAGUUUCAAACUGCCACCAUCUGUGACGUGGUGUCUUCAUUUCUAACAUACUUUUCUUUCAGUGAAAUGGAAUGUACGAUCACACAGAGAAUCGUUUGGGUUGAAUUACGUUUUUAUAAUCUCACCAACUGACUUAAAAGGGUUUUGCUGCCAUGUGCUAGCUUCCAGCACUUUUACACACACUUAUUUCAGUGUUUGUUAACAAUCAGUGGCUCAGCACAUCUUGUGCUUUUAAAUUUAUCCAUACAGCUUUUUAGUUGGGCACUCAAUUUCUGGUUUAUCUCAGUGACCUGUCUGAAGAUGGCACAUCAGUAUGUUUAAAAUAAACUAGGCUCUUCAUGUUUUAUGAUCAAUUUACAUGCAUACAAGGAUGAAGUGUUUUUAUUAAACUGGUCUAGAUUGCUAUGUAGUCAUGGUGUUCUGUAGAAUGCCAAUGCAGAUGAGACCAUUGGCAUUGCUUUCUUUUAAUCUUUAUGACACUCCUUUCAGAAAAAUCUCUGUAGGCAUUUUGCGGAAUAAGAUGUACCAUACAACUUUCUGUUAUGUCUUUAAGUUGUCAAGCAGUUUUGCACAUCUUCAUUGUUAGGAGUCUGUUUGCCUUCGUUGUCCACCCCUGUCUACGUAUGUGCAAGAUAAGCAUACGAUACUUCGCAGUAGCAAAUUUUAUGUAAUAAAUAUAUUGUCACAUUAAUAAAUUUAAAGAAAUUUGUAUGAAAAACGUUACAAUCUUUUGUAUUUCAUCUAGACUGAGGACAUGCUGUUGUAUGCUAGCUGUAUGCGAUAAAUUCUACAGUAACUUUGUUGUUUAUGGACGUUAAAGAAUUUAAUAAAUGCUGGAGAUCACUUUUUUGAUUCUGUUAUGAAUUUUAGCCAACGGAGUGAUCGGAUGACACAUGCGACAUGUGUCUUCUCUAAAAUAGGUAGUGAGACUUCACUUUGGAUGUAUGUUAAGGAAUGCAAGAGGACUGAUUCCAGCAUGUCUGAAAACUCAACUCUAGGUGGACAUAUUUUUGAAGUACCCUUUUAAUUUCUUUGAUUUAUGCUUAUUUAACUAACGUAUCAGAAACAGAAGGUAAAAAUAAAUCUUAAAAGAGUAAUAGACUGGAAAUAAAGGGUUUGGGCAAAAGUCAAGGAGGCCAUUUACAAAGAGUACAAACUUGGCAAUAUGUUACAUGGCUCUGUCAUUUUAAAAACACAAAGUAAAAACCACAAGAUCAUGAUGCCUGUAUUUAAUUUCAAAAAUCCUUUCCAUCACUCAAAUACUGUAUAUUUGACAGUAGAGACUUGUUAAUUUUACACAAUUUGAGGAAUUAAGUGUUGGACUGUAUGGUAUCUUUUAACUGUACUCUAGUUGUAUGUAGCUCUCAUUUUCAACAUAAAGGAUUGUAUCUCAUUAAGUAAAUAGCUUCUUUUAUUUUCUUGUCAGCUGCAUUAAAACCCUUAUUUUUAAAUUCUGUAAGUAUUUUA
Rhineura floridana is the source of this 4187-nucleotide messenger RNA. RefSeq names its product protein kinase cAMP-activated catalytic subunit beta (gene PRKACB). The coding region runs from base 570 to 1451 and encodes 293 amino acids. The record is from RefSeq and is a predicted model, not a curated record. Lineage: Eukaryota; Metazoa; Chordata; Lepidosauria; Squamata; Rhineuridae. Gene Ontology annotation, biological process: peptidyl-serine phosphorylation. Gene Ontology annotation, molecular function: ATP binding; cAMP-dependent protein kinase activity. Gene Ontology annotation, cellular component: nucleus; cAMP-dependent protein kinase complex. The transcript is spliced from 10 exons.